Messenger RNA from Fundulus heteroclitus (mummichog), 4839 nucleotides. It is a transcript of the gene tbc1d16, whose product is annotated as TBC1 domain family, member 16. Lineage: Eukaryota; Metazoa; Chordata; Actinopteri; Cyprinodontiformes; Fundulidae. The coding region runs from base 205 to 2451 and encodes 748 amino acids. Gene Ontology annotation, cellular component: early endosome. The record is from RefSeq and is a predicted model, not a curated record. The transcript is spliced from 13 exons. Gene Ontology annotation, molecular function: GTPase activator activity. Gene Ontology annotation, biological process: activation of GTPase activity.
AAGAAAAAAGAAAAAGCAGGAGCUGAGUUGGCAAUAUCCAGAGCUAAAAGCGUGAGGGGAAAUAUUAAAUAAAAUCCCGAACCAGGCCCGGGUUCGUGGCGCUGUGUGGCCAUGCCCGCUUGCUGAGAUGGUUGUCCGGAGUGGGCUGUAGAUUCCUGCGGCGGGACUGAAGAGGAUGGGCUCAGUGUCCCAGUGCCUGAGGAGAUGUCUCUGGGUCGGCUCCUUCGGCGCGCCUCCUCCAAGGCCUCCGAUCUCCUGACCUUAAACCCCGGGGCUGGGGGCUCAUCGUUGCGCUCGAGGCUGGACGGCGAGAUCAUCUUCUCAAAGAAUAAUGUUUGUGUGCACCCUGCGGAGCCCAUCCCGGGCCUGGCCGAGCACCACCCAGGCUACUUGUGCGUGCACGUGGAGAAAGACGAGUGCCAGGGCUCCACGCUGAUCCUGACUUGGGUACCGAAUUCCCGCAUCCAGAGGCAGGAUGAGGAGGCGCUGAGAUACAUCACCCCGGAGAGCUCCCCUGUACGCAGGAACGCCCGCCGCAGAGGCAGACGCACACGCUCACGUCCUCCAGCAGCAGCAGCUCCAGAGGAAGAGGAGGACGAGGAGAGGAACAUUACCAGCAGCGCCUCCGCCCAGAGCCUGGUUGGUGAGAGCAGCUUGGACCCCUCCUCUAACCAGCAGCAGCUGCUUUUAGCCGGGGAGGAGGGCGACGAGGGCUCCUGCGAGCUGUCGGACGAAGUGAGCCGGGACAGCACCAUGGGCUCAGACUCGGACACCUUCUCCUCCCCGUUCUGCCUGUCGCCCGUCAGCGAGGCUCUGUGCGAGAGCAGCGGCUCCGUCUUCCUGGACAGUGAAAGCAGGGAGCUGUGCGAGGAGUCCAUGAACCACUCGGUGAGCUCCACGUCCAGCCUGGACAGCCACGCCGCCUCUGAGGCCGGCUGUCAGUCGCAGGGCAUGCGCUGGGAGGAGCAACAGAAGCUGCUGGCUCUGGAGCAGCUGUGUGGAGUCUUCAGGGUGGACCUGGGUCACAUGAGGUCGCUGAGACUCUUCUUCAGUGAUGACGCGUGCACCAGUGGCCAGCUGGUGAUCGCCAGCAGGGAGAGCCAGUAUAAGAUCCUUCACUUCCAUCACGCCGGUCUGGACAAGCUGGCUGAGGUCUUCCAGCAGUGGAAGUGCUGCAGGGAAACCCAGCCCAAAGACCAGGUGUCCGACGAAAAGUCAUGCAUGCAGUUUUCCAUCCAGAGGUCCACCCUGCCGUCAGCCGAGACCCACCCGGAGGAGAGGCUUUACCGGCGGGUGGACGUCACCACCUGGUUGCGUCACCUCAACCACAGCGGGCAGGUGGAGGAGGAGUACAAGCUGCGCAAGGCCAUCUUCUUUGGCGGCAUCGACCCGUCCAUCCGAGGCGAGGUGUGGCCCUUCCUGCUGCACUACUACAGCUACGACUCCACCUCGCAGGAAAGGGAGGCCUGGAGGCUGCAGAAACGGGCUCACUAUCAUGACAUCCAGCAGAAAAGAUUGUCCAUGAGCCCGGAGGAGCACAGCGAGUUCUGGAGGAAGGUCCAGUUCACGGUGGAUAAGGACGUGGUCAGAACGGACCGCAGCAACCAUUUCUUCAGAGGGGAAAACAACCCAAACGUGGAGAUCAUGAGGCGGGUCCUGCUCAACUACGCCGUGUUCAAUCCCGACAUGGGCUACUGCCAGGGCAUGUCCGACCUGGUGGCCCCCCUGCUCACAGAGGUCCAGGACGAGAGCGACACGUUCUGGUGCUUCGUGGGCCUCAUGGAGAACACCAUCUUCAUCAGCUCCCCGCGAGACGAAGACAUGGAGCGGCAGCUGAUGUACCUGCGGGAGCUGCUGCGCCUCAUGCUGCCGCGCUUCCACCAGCACCUGACCCGGCUGGGAGAGGACGGCCUGCAGCUGCUCUUCUGCCACCGCUGGAUCCUGCUCUGCUUCAAGCGAGAGUUCCCCGACACCGACGCGCUGCGCAUGUGGGAGGCCUGCUGGGCGCACUACCAGACGGACUAUUUCCACCUUUUCCUGUGCGUGGCCAUCAUUGUCCUGUACGGUGAGGACGUGACGGAGCAGCAGCUCGCCACCGACCAAAUGCUGCUGCACUUCAGCAAUCUCUCCAUGCACAUGAACGGAGAGCUGGUGCUACGCAAGGCCCGCAGCCUCCUCUACCAGUUCCGCCUUCUUCCCAGGAUCCCCUGCAGCCUGCACGACCUUUGCAAGCUGUGCGGCCCGGGGAUGUGGGACAGCCGCUACAUCCCCACCGUGGAGUGUUCGGGGGAGCACCCAGAUUCGCAGAGCUGCCCCUAUGGAGGCACCUCCACCCCGCAGCCCUCCUCGCCCUCGCCGUCGUCCUCUCCGAACCACACCCCCACGCCCCCGCUGGACGGCAAGAGAGGCGCCAAGAGACGGGACAUUUUCACCUUCCGGAAGCAGUCCUGAGGGAGUUAGCUUCUGUGAUUGCUUUAUUAUUAGUUACACAAUCUAAUAUAGGAUUUUUUUUCUCCUUCUUUUUUUUUUUUUUUUUUUGUACUUGAACCUUUCAAUCGGUGCAAUGUUGAACACUGCCUUACCAGGGUGUCGCUGCUGACGUUCAGCGUCGCAUGAAUGUGCAGCGAGGGCGGCUUCAAAGUCAGACGGAUCGGAGGUCGGGAGGCCGCUUUCUCCCAGGAGCAGAACAGACAAUCACCAGGCGCCGUGCUGGUCUGGAGCUACUUCAGGUUUAAGUCUGCUGCUGGUUUGGCAUUCUUCCACCGGAUUUGUCACCGCAGGGUCGCAGGCAACGGGGCCCUCAGACUCCGAGGGGUCAAAAAGCGAAACUGGGGAGUCAUUCACAGAACUUGAACUUGGACUUUUGAAAAUGUUCUUGGGUUCUCACAAUGGAGUAAUUGUGUGAAUGUCAAAUAUUAUGUGCAUAUUUAAAGUCUGAGAGUCUUUCCGACAUGAAAAUCCAAACCCUUUGUGUUAAAGAAGUAGUGUGGAGAACAUUUUCUUUUGGUUUCCCCCCCCCAAAAAAAUUAAUGUUUUUGUUAUAAAUAUUUAGCAAUAUUAUCUUUGCAUGAGCAAUUCUUUACAUAUAGAGGUCACAACAUAUUUGUUGUGGGGGAAAGAAAUCCCAAACAGAGAGGUGAGUGUGUUUAUGUGACAAACACUAGCAUCGUGACAGGGCUCCUCUUCUUACUGUCGUGUAAGUUCUCUUUCUUGGGCCGAAAGAGCGUUAACAUUUUGCACAUUAGCAUCCUUAUUGUAAUGUUCUGCGUUUAUUUAGUAGCAAUUUCACCAAAGACACAGUGCUUUACAGAAGAAUUCCUACUUUUUCUGUUUUUUAUCAGGUUGCGACAACAAACUUAAGGGUUUUGUAUUAUGUGAGUUAUCAAAGUGGUGCAUAAUUGUGUAGAGGAGAAAGGAAAAAUAAUACAUGGUUUUGGUUUUGGAGAGCCAGCAGGUUGCAUUUACAGCUGCUAGUCUUUUUUAGGUAUGUCUCUUUUUUUUUUUUAACCCAUUCGUCUUUGCAAAAAUAACUCAAACUCAGUGAGAUUGGAUUUUAAAUUAUUGUGAACGUCAGUUUUGAAAUCUCGGCCCAUAUUCUCCAUUGAAUUUAGGUCUGAAGGCUUUCUAACGUGCAUAAUCCUUAAAGCGUUUCAUUGUUGCUCUGGCUGUAUGUUCAGUUGCCGUCUUGCUGGAAGGUGAACCUCCACUGCAGUCUCUACUCUUUUACAGGUUUCCUUCCAGGACGGCCCUGUAUUUAGCUCCCUGCUCUGACUAGCCUCCCUGUCCCUAAUAAAGAUGAGCUCAUUGGACCACUGCACCUUUUUCUACAUGUUAUGCUGUGGCCCUCUACAUACUCUACCAGCAUACUACAAACUAAACCGCGAACAGAGCUUUUCAUGGCUUUUCGUUCAACAUGGCUUUCUUCUUCCCGCUCUUCCCUAGAGGCCAGAUUUGUUGAGUGCAGGACGAAUAAUUGCCCUGUCUACUGAUUCUACCUCAGGAGCUGUGGAUCACUGCAGCUCCUCCAGAGUUGCCAUGGUCCGCUCUGCUGUUUCUAUGACUAAUUCUCUCUUUGCCUGGUCUGUCAAUUUAAAAUAAGGACCGAGUUUCCGUGGGUUCCCUUUUUUCAGACGAUGGAUUGGACGAAGCUUAAUGUUUUCUAACUUAAAUCUGCUUUAAAUGUCUCCACAGCUUUAUCCCUGAACCGCUCUGUUGAGUUCCUUGAUCUUCAUGAUGCAGCUCUUUCUUCUUCUCUAAGAAACCUGUGAGGCUAAAUUACUCACUGGUGGAGUCUGAUGGCAACUGGUUGCACUGGACUUUAUUUAGGGGUAUCAGAGUAAAUGGAAACAAUGCAUAUCCACGCCACACUUGUCAGGUUUUUUAUUAGUUUUAUUAGUAAAACAUUUUGAAAACCAUGUAUUAUCUUCCUUGCACAAAAAAGCAAUUGUGCACUACGCGAUGUUGGUCUAUCCUAUAAAAUCCAGAAGAAAUACAUUCUAGUUUGUGGAUGGAGUGUGACUAAAUGUCCAGAAGUUGAAGGAGGUAUGAAUAUUUUUGCAAAGCGCUGUAGAUCGGAUUACUUUCGGAUCACGUUUUCUAUCCAGCUUGCGAUUUCAUCCUCAGCAUUAAACCAAUUUUGGAGCAAUUUUUUUUUUUUUUCUGUAGCUUUUUCCCGUCUUUUACACUUCCAGGCAAGGCGAAUGAAAAUGCACUCAAAUCAAACAAUGAGUCCACAUGAAUGUAGCUUUUCACAUCAUCAACACAAUGAAAAUCUUUCAUACGUGUGCGAUUGGAACCCUUACAGGCUGCUCUCCGUUGUUACCAUUUCCUAAAAAAAAA